Cheilinus undulatus (humphead wrasse) is the source of this 1999-nucleotide messenger RNA. RefSeq lists its product as uncharacterized. The transcript is spliced from 7 exons. The record is from RefSeq and is a predicted model, not a curated record. NCBI's taxonomy places the organism in Eukaryota, Metazoa, Chordata, Actinopteri, Labriformes, Labridae. The coding region runs from base 282 to 1055 and encodes 257 amino acids.
UUAAGCCGAAUUAGAAAAGCCUGGGUUAACAAAGCGCGCUGGGAAAUAUCUUAAUUUCCUCGUUUCUCUCUCCUCCGUUUCCCUCGCCUGGAUAGUAAUUGAUAAGAUGAUUCGCAUCGUAGCUAACGGUUGCAUCGAUUAAGCUCAGGAUUACUGCGUCUCGCGCUCGAAGGUUACGAUUUGAUUAGUAAAUCUAGCAUUGAAACAUCUCGGAUCUCUGCGCGAGCCCGCUUCGACAUAAAAGGGUGACCAAUCGCACGCGGAUAACCGGAUCAGCAUCCAUGGAGGUUGACAGAGGAGAUUACCGCAUGAUGAAAAAGAAUGAGAGGGCUCAUUUUUUCAGCCCGAAGGAGCAGGAACUCAUUUUGAAGUUGUAUGAAGAAGAGAGAGAGAUACUGACCGCCAAAUCCAACACCACCAGCGCCUCCAGAAACAGAGAGGACGCAUGGCAGAGAAUUGCCGAUAAAAUAAAUGCGGCAUCGGACAGCGGCUACAAAAGGACAUGGCAGCAAGUGAAAGUCAAACAUAAAAACAUCGUUCAAACAGCAAAAAGAAGGAGGUUGGAGGUUAUGAGGAUUGGAGCAGGGUCAGCCACCCCGUCACUAAACUCAGCAGAGGAGGAUGUGCUGCUGCACAAAGACAACAGCAGGCUGAGGGUGGAGGUCCUCCCUUCUGGGGCCUGCAUCGAGCCGCUGUCUGAAUCAGAAGGCUCCCUCAUGAGUGGCCAACCAGUCCUCCUCCUUCCUAUAACAAAGACUGAACCAGAGAGCCUGAGCAGUGAUGAGACGGACGUCAGCGACACUCAGUUUGAAGGGGAAAUACACAACAGCGCCUUGCAGGGAAUACAUAAUAGCAACCUACUGGAAACGACCAACUCGGCGUGUGCAGCAAACGGCAGCAAAGGUGCAGAGAGGCAGAAAGACGACAUAAGGGCUCUUUACUGCAGCUACCUCAGAAAGGAGAUGGAGAACCGAGACCAACAGAUGGCGCACAGAGCACUAAAGAUGAAAAAGUUGGAGAAGGAAAUUUUACUACUUGAUAAACAGCUGAUGUGACUUUUCAAACUAUGUUUUUUAUCCUGCUGUUGGAAUAUGUUCAUUCUAUUUUAUUAUCACUCAACCUUUAUUUAUUCUCCAGAGAGGACUGAAAAAAACAAAUUAAACACUCAUAAGUGAUGAAAUACCCGAGGCAGAGAACCUCAGAACUGCCUCUGCAUUAACACUAAAUGUGAAUGUAUGGCUUUUAUUAUUUAAAUACUGAUGUAACUGAUGGGCAGCUUGCUGCUUUCUUUAGCAGCUCCUGCUCUGUGUGAAUGUUUGUGUGGACUGAAUGUAAAUCUUUUCCAUUUUUAGUACCUGUUAUGUAGAUGUAGGAGGCAGAGAAGAUGCAGGACCGUACAAGGCUUAAUGAAAUACCAGUAGACUUUUUCCAAACAGGAAAAACAUUUAAGAUAGGCAAAGAUUGUUAAAAUCUAAUUAAAUUAAAAGCCUUAAAACUUGCGUAUGUUCAGUUAUUCAGUAUUAAUCUGGUAAUGUACCCAAAUACCAAAAAGGAAUGAGGCAUUUGGUCACAGAAUUUGUCUUACAGACUUAAAAGUUGCCUUUACAACAGCCGACUGAUGUGUAAACCAGAAUAAGAACUGGAAUAGUUCGUAAUCUCUCCUGGAGACCCCUCUAAUGCUGUUAUUUGUAGCUGUAGACAUGCAAUAGUGCACUAACUCCCCAGUGCUAUUCUCAAGCUGUGAUGAUACUGGAAUCGUCCCGCACCAAUCAUUUCAGUCUCAUUGUCCUGGAAAAAGAUGCUCUGAGGCAGAAGAGAAGCCCACUGAGGAUGCAGGGCAGGAGGAUGCUACGUCACAUGAAUGAUGAAGAGCGCGGGGGGACAUUUGUCUGGGUUACUGUAUCUCACUGAUGUUUUUCAUUUAAAGGAAAGUUUCAUCCACAUCAGAUGUGGGGUGUGAAGCUUGUUACUCUUUUAUGUAUGUCCCCAACAUUAAAGU